CAAGUCCUGGACGCCCAUUCCGAUUCUCACUCCGCGUGCCCGUGAAAAAGAUGUCCAACAACACAACAGAGGCCUCCAGCAACGCUCCCCCGGCCCUCCUCGGCCUGUUCCUGGGAAGCAUUUCCCUGGUCACCAUUGUCAUGAACAUGCUAGUGCUGUGUGCCGUGAGAAGGGAGAAGAAGCUGCAGACUGUGGGUAAUCUGUACAUCGUGAGCCUCUCCAUCGCCGAUCUGAUCGUGGGGGCGGCCGUGAUGCCCCUGAACAUCGUGGACCUGCUGAGCCCCGAGUGGCCCCUGGGGCUGGCAGCCUGCUUGUUCUGGCUCUCCAUGGAUUACGUGGCCAGCACGGCCUCCAUUUUCAACCUCUUCAUCCUGUGCAUGGACCGGUACCGCUCGGUGCAGCAGCCGCUGCGGUACCUCAAGUACCGCACCAAGAUGAGAGCCUCGCUGCUCAUCCUGGGGGCCUGGCUGCUCUCCUUCACCUGGGUCAUCCCCAUCCUGGGCUGGCACGUUUUUGCCAACAACGGGCAGAGGAAGGUGGAGGAAAACAAGUGCGAGACAGAGUUCUUUGAAGUCACCUGGUUCAAAGUGCUGGCGGCCAUCUUCAACUUCUACCUGCCCUCCCUGCUGAUGCUGUGGUUCUACUGCAAAAUCUUCAGGGCUGUUCGACAGCACUGCCAGCACCGAGAGCUCAGCAAUGGGUCCCACUGGUCAUCCACGAUAAAAAACACCACACAUCACACCAGGAUGAAGGAUGAGAAAAAUACUUGUCCCCAGGAGCAAACCUUAGGUGGGAACACCCCCGGUGCAAACAAGCAAAGCUCCCCAGAACCCCAAAAAGUGGAGGCAGAGCUUCAUUUCAGCCAUCCUGCCAGGGCUUCAAAGGCCCUGAGAAAUGGGAAGGUUCUGAAGUGGAGCUGUUUCUCUCUCACCACAGCCAAGCCUGAGCCUGGCCUGGAUAAAGCAAGGAAGAGGGGGGCGUGUGCCACGAAAAAAACUGGGAAUAAGGAGCAGCCUGGCUGCCAGGACAGUGACUCCAGCGGGGCAUCAGACAACCACACCUUCACUGAGGUGGCCCCCUGGGCACAGCCCAGGCCCUGCUGCCCUCAGGGAGGGACCGAGCGCAGGGACUCCAGAGGAAUGACAUUCCUGAGGAAAACCUGGCACACCCUGCACGGCCAUUCCAGGAGCAUCCAGCGGCACGGGAACAGGGAGAGGAAGGCAGCCAAGCAGCUGGGGGUGAUCAUGGCAGCCUUCAUGCUCUGCUGGAUCCCCUACUUCGUGCUCUUCAUGGUGAUAACGUUCCACGACCACAAACAGCUCUCAGAACUGCACAGGGUCACCAUAUGGCUGGGCUACAUCAACUCCACCUUAAACCCAUUCCUCUAUCCUCUCUGCAACCAGAAUUUCAAGAAAACUUUUAAAAAGAUCCUUCACAUUCAUUGAUGCUGGUCUGGGGUUUUGGAGCUCAAGUGCAGCUCAGGAGUUUGACCAAACAAAACAUUCCUGUUUCAAAUGAAGGGUACAGUAAAAGACUUUGGCAAACUGUAAUCUGUAAAUAAGUGGUAGUAGAAGUGGGAAAUGUGUAUUUAAUAGUUUUAACUCAUUUGAAGAGCAACUUCAGGUCAAGAAUCUGAAUAACUCAAGGUCAACACAUGAACUGUUACAUCGUUGUAACCGUUCGAGACCACCGCUUCCAUUACAGAAAUGGAGACACAAAUAAACUUCUUCAGUGAUUAUAAAUUAUUCACCUACAGAAAAGGAAGAAAUCACAUUUCUGUCAUUGGCCAAAAACAUUUUUCUCUUUCAACUUGACUUUCCAUUAAACACAUUGCUUGUGAAGUGAGAUUUGCAAGUGGAGGUACUUUGCACAGUCAAAGAAAGAACUAGCAACUGUUUAAAAAAAACUCCCCUAUUUAUUUAUAGCUUCCUCUAAAGCACAAACUUCUCAUCAAAUGUCAAGUUUUAGUGUGUAUCCUACUGUAUCUCUUUGAUAUCAUGCUUAUAUUAACUGGUACAUUAACUUUGCUGAAAAAAGUAAUUUUUUAUGUCCCAAAAGAAUUUCCAUGCUCAAUAUACUGUCACCAUCUGCUCCAGAAGGGUGUGAUGCCGUUUCUAAACUUGCAGAACAUAGUUGAUUAUACAUGAAAUAUGUUUACCUUUUCUACCCUUUGUUUUUAAUUGUAUUUCAUAAAUUUUGUUGCCAA
Messenger RNA from Pyrgilauda ruficollis (rufous-necked snowfinch), 2206 nucleotides. It is a transcript of the gene HRH1, whose product is annotated as histamine receptor H1. Gene Ontology annotation, molecular function: neurotransmitter receptor activity; histamine receptor activity; G protein-coupled serotonin receptor activity. NCBI's taxonomy places the organism in Eukaryota, Metazoa, Chordata, Aves, Passeriformes, Passeridae. The coding region runs from base 51 to 1445 and encodes 464 amino acids. The transcript has a single exon. The record is from RefSeq and is a predicted model, not a curated record. Gene Ontology annotation, biological process: G protein-coupled receptor signaling pathway, coupled to cyclic nucleotide second messenger; positive regulation of vasoconstriction; chemical synaptic transmission. Gene Ontology annotation, cellular component: membrane; dendrite.